AUGGAGAGGCUUGAACAAGAGUAAUUAAAAAAAAAGGAGUAAGCUGCUAGUCAAAUGUCUCCAAUGAAGCCUAAGAAGAGUUUAUAUAAAAAGUAGUAAAAAAAGCUGAAAUAGCUGCAAUAAUUGUAGACAUAGUCUGAAAAUCUAAUUAACUAAGACUAACUACCUCAGUUGUAAUCAUAGAUGUUAGAACUUUAACAAAUGAUUUAAACUACUAAUUCUUAGGCGAAAUAAGGUGAUAUAUUAGAAGAAUAUUAGCUUUCAUAGUAGUAGGACAAUUAAUGUAGUUUAAAAUAAUUGCAAUUGUAAUAGUAAUCUUCAGGCAGAAAUCUCAAUGGUAGCUCUUUUUAACUCCGAAAUAUGCUUAAAACUCUUCAAUCUCCUGAUUUAUUGAAAGGAGAGGACAGUAUCACAAAAAAUCUUGAAACAUAGAAACUAAGAAAUCCUUAAUAGUCAAAUAAAGUUGAUUCAAUUUUGGAGGAAAGUUUAAAAUCACAUCCUAAAAACAAAGAAUAGCUGACUCCAAUUGAUUAAAUGGUUACAGGUUCAAUUAACAAAGACACAUUAAAAGAUUAAAAUGAGAAUCAAUAAACUGGAGGAGAAGCUAAAAAGACCUCAUGA
Messenger RNA from Stylonychia lemnae, 621 nucleotides. The record is from the annotation of a GenBank genome assembly. NCBI's taxonomy places the organism in Eukaryota, Ciliophora, Spirotrichea, Sporadotrichida, Oxytrichidae.